AUGGUUUUUGACACAGUGGAUGUCAAGACAGUGGAUGUUAAGAAAGUGGAUGUCAAGACAGUGCAUGUCAAGACAUUGGAUGUCAAAACAGUGGAUGUCAAGACAGUGAAUGUCAAGACAGUGGAUGUCAAGACAGUGAAUGUCAAGACAGUGCAUGUCAAGACAGUGAAUGUCAAGACAGUGCAUGUCAAGACAGUGCAUGUCAAGACAGUGGAUGUCAAGACAGUGCAUGUCAAGACAGUGAAUGUCAAGACAGUGCAUGUCAACAUAGUGGAUGUCAAAACAGUGGAUGUCAAGACAGUGCAUGGCAAGACAGUGCAUGUCAAGACAGUGCAUGUCAAGCCAGUGGAUGUCAACAUAGUGGAUGUCAACACAGUGGAUGUCAACACAGUGGAUGUCAAGACAUCCACGUGUAUGGUUGUAUUCGGACUGUAG
This is a messenger RNA of Physella acuta, 435 nucleotides long. RefSeq lists its product as uncharacterized. The record is from RefSeq and is a predicted model, not a curated record. NCBI's taxonomy places the organism in Eukaryota, Metazoa, Mollusca, Gastropoda, Physidae.